GGAGACUCACCAAGCUUGCCAGCUAACAGCAGCAGCUUGCUGCAGUGUUAGCAUUCAGACCAGUAAUCAACUAUUGGUCUUGAAAGGAAUACCCUCAUCAUUGGGUUUUUUGUUGUUAUGGUUCUCAACCGAUGUCAAAUUAUGUGCCGCAAAACGACGUGUUUUCACAUCGAGCUUCAAUAGGCGAGGUCGAGAUGAGUGCAGAGGCAGUUGACCGUGUGGCUGUGAGUGGCAGUCGGCCGACCACUCCCCCUCAAACCUCCUGGUUUGAGUUUCUCCUGGAUGAGAUGCUGCUGGAGAUCCACCUCCAGAAGUCCCAUCCAGAUCCAGUUCCAGUGCAGCUGAUCAUCCAGUUCCUUGAACAAGCGUCCAAACCCUCUGUAAAUGAGCAGAACCAAGUCCAGCCUCCUGCAGACAACUGCAAGAACCGUACUCUGAAGCUGUUGGCUCUCAAAGCAGCAGCACACCUAAAAUGGGAUCUGGAUGUAUUGGAGAAAGGCUUAACUAUCCCUGUGUUGAACAUGCUGCUGAAUGAACUCCUGUGUGUGAGUAAGGUUCCACCUGGUGUGAAACAUGUGGACCUAGAUCUCUCCACUUUGCCUCCCACCACCACUAUGGCUGUCAUUAUCUACAACCGCUGGGCCAUACGAACCAUUGUGUUGAGCAGUUUUCCAGAGAAACAGACCAAACCUGGGCCUCACCAGAUGACCAUGUUGAAUGUUGUGCAACAGGAAAAAGAGUUGACUGAAAAUAUCCUGAGUGUGCUGAAAGAGCAGGCCACAGACUCUAUAAUGGUGUUAGAGGGAGCUCUAGGCCUGAAGAAGGAUUUCUACAUCCACACCAUGAGGACUCUGGACCUGCUGGCUGCCGAUCCCAGUACUGCUAAUGGGGAAACCGAAUCUUCCACAGCAGGCCUUAAGAUCAGUGCUGAUGAGCUGCACUGUCAGGUGCAUUAUGAUUUGGGAGGUAUUUUCUUUCAACAAGGUUGUUCAGACCAACUAGCAUACAAGAAGGCCAGAGAGCAUUUUAAACACACCAGGGAGUUGCUGUUGAAGCUGGACUCAACACUUCGCGUUCACCUAGACGAGAAACGUCUGGCUGGAUACUGGAAUGCCUGCAAAGCCCUGACUGGAGCCUCCGACCCCAGUGACACCCUGUUCAACCCUUACGGACAGAUCAACUGCCUCAUAAAAACUCACAACUACCCGGCUCUUGUAGAAGCUUUCAUAAAAGACAAUGUGUCACUCAGUUUGCCCAACCACUUCAGACAGUCUGUCCUGAGGGAAUUAUUGCACAAAGUCCAGCAAGGAGAGGGAGAACUGGAAGAAGUGUCUCACAAGCUGUGUGUGUGCAACGCUGUUCGAGACACUCUGCAAGGAGAGAUCCCCAGUGUACGCUUUCUUCAGCUGCUCCAUAAGCCAAACAAAUAUUUGGUGGAAUUCAUGCUAGAGGUAUGCACAAGGUCAUUAGACAAGGAUUGUUCAUCUGAGACCACCAAGAGAAACAUUUCUAUUUUUCUGAAAACCCUUUGUGAGAGAUUGGCAGAGCCCCACCUAGUGUUCAUGGUAACCACCCACAAGCUGUUCACUGAGCUUUUGACAGAGGAGCAGAGAAAGUUGCUGGUGGAUCAGGUCAGGAAGAGGUCUGCCAAUAUCAACCUCAGCGUCAAGCCUCUACCCUCCUUUUAUGACAUCCCAGCCACUGCCAGUAUCAAUAUAGGACAGCUAGAGCAGCAGCUCAUCCUCUGCCUGGACGCCCGCCGCAUCCGACAGAUCCUCAUUGAGCUGCACAGCAUGGCCGAAAGACCAUUCUGGAGGAUCAACAGCAAGUGGGAGGUGCCUUCAGACUACAUCAAUGUGAUUCUCAGCAUCAAAGACAACCUGACCAAGGAUCUAGUAUACAUCCUCAUGGCCAAAGGGCUGCACUGCAUCGCCAUAAAGGACUUUACCCAUGCCCGACAGCUUUUCUCAGCCUGCCUGGAGCUUGUGACAGAGUUCUCUCCAAAGCUGAGGCAGGUGAUGCUGAACGAAAUGCUGCUUCUGGAGGUGCGGGCCCAUGAGUCUGCUGCAGCUGAGGGUAGCAAUGUUAAACCCCAAUCAGACCUGGUCAGCAGGGUGCGAGGCUACCUGGAGAUGAGGAUACAUGAUCUCCCUCUCCGCCAGAUAGUAGGCGAAGAGUGUGUUGCCUUUAUGCUGAACUGGAGAGAGAAUGAGUACCUGACCCUGCAGGUUCCUCAGCAACUAGUCAUGAACAACCCCUAUAUCAAGCUGGGUCAGCUUCUGGCCUCCACCUGUAAAGAACUGCCCGGUCCUAAAGAGAGCCGGCGUACAGCCAAAGAGUUGUGGGAGGUUGUUGUGCAAAUCUGCAGUGUCUCCAACCAACACAAGAGAAACAGUGAUGGACGUGUCAGCCUCAUCAAACAGAGAGAGUCCAACAUGGGCAUCCUGCAAAGGAGCCGAUUCAUCACUUUUGUCAAGAAGCUCCGGGAGCCACUCGUAUUGACCACCCUCAUCUCUCUUUUUGUGAGGUUCCAUAGCAUAGUGCGGGAUGAUAUUGUCAAUGAAGUGACCGCAGAACACCUUGCCAUUUGGCCAUCAACCUUGGCAAACAUGCAGGCAGUGGAUGUGGAGGCAGUGGCAGUGACCGUCAAAGAGAUUGUGACCCAUGCACUUACACUGAACCCAAACAACCAGUCUUGGCUCAUCACACAGGCUGACAUUUACUUUGUGACCAACCUAUACUCUGCCGCGUUGCAUUUCUACCUCCAGGCUGGGGUAGUUUGCUCCGACUUCUUUACCAAGGCUGUGGCUCCAGAUAUCUACAAUGACCAGGUCCUGAAAAGAAUGAUCAAGUGCUGUUCGAUGCUGAACUGUCACACACAGGUUGCAGUUCUUUGCCAGUUUUUAAGGGAGGUGGACUACAUGACAGCAUUCAAAGCUCUUCAAGAACAGAACAGUCACGAUGCCAUGGAUUCCUUCUAUGACUACAUCUGGGAUGUCACCAUCCUUGAAUAUCUCACUUACAUCCACCAUAAAAGGGGUGAGACUGAGAAGAGACUAAUUGCGAUCAAGGCAAUUGGACAGACAGAGCUGAAUGCCAGUAACCCAGAGGAAGUUUUGCAGCUGGCAGCCCAGAAGAGGAAGAAGAAAUUUCUGCAAGCUAUGGCCAAGCUGUACUUUUAGAUAAAAAGAGAGAAACUUCUGGGGAAAAUGUGCAUUUCUGUGGUUUCAAAUAAACUUUUUCAAAUAA
Messenger RNA from Esox lucius (northern pike), 3249 nucleotides. It is a transcript of the gene ints8, whose product is annotated as integrator complex subunit 8. The record is from RefSeq and is a predicted model, not a curated record. Gene Ontology annotation, cellular component: integrator complex. Bases 132 to 3182 code for a protein of 1016 amino acids. The transcript is spliced from 27 exons. Lineage: Eukaryota; Metazoa; Chordata; Actinopteri; Esociformes; Esocidae. Gene Ontology annotation, biological process: snRNA 3'-end processing.